UUCGUGUUCCUCUUCCUCUACACAAAACCACCUCGAUCGAUCUCUUCCGGAAGCAGCACACAAACACAACUAAUGGCAUCCUCUGCACACGCCUUGCUGCUAACAUUGCUCAUUGCCACCGCCGUCCUCUCUACAGCACCUGCGCUCUGCUACGUCAGUCCGGGCUCAAACCUCCACCAUGACAAGCAUUCUGCACCAGGGUAUCGGACCCAUAUCGUGCUCGUCCGGCCACCGUCGGAUGCAGAAGCCGCCGACGAAUCCGCCCACAGGCUGUGGCACGAGUCCUUCCUGCCCAGCUCCCUGACCGACUCCGUCGAGCCGCGCCUCGUCCACUCCUACACUGAAGCGUUCAGCGGCUUCGCGGCAAGGCUGACGGACGCCGAGCUCGACGCGGUGACCAAGAAGCCGGGGUUCGUGCGCGCGUUCCCGGACCGCACGCUGCAGCCCAUGACCACGCACACGCCGGAGUUCCUCGGCCUGCGGCAGGGCUCCGGGUUUUGGAGAGACGUUGCCGGGUACGGGAAGGGCGUCAUCGUCGGGCUGCUCGACGUCGGCAUCUACGGAGCGCACCCAUCUUUCUCUGACCACGGCGUCGCGCCGCCCCCGGCGAAGUGGAAGGGCUCGUGCGCGGGCUCUGCCUCCCGGUGCAACAACAAGCUCGUCGGCGUCAGGUCCCUUGUCGGGGACGACGCCAGGGACGACUUUGGGCACGGGACGCACACCUCGUCCACGGCCGCGGGGAACUUCGUGGCCGGUGCCUCGAGAAAUGGCUUGGCCGCCGGCACCGCCGCCGGGAUCGCUCCCGGCGCGCACGUCGCCAUGUACAAGGUGUGCACUGGCGCCGGGUGCACCGACUCGGCCGUGCUGGCCGGAAUGGACGCCGCGAUCAGGGAUGGGGUGGACGUGAUCUCCAUCUCCAUUGGUGGCAACGCGACGCUCCCGUUCGAUCAUGACCCCGUCGCCAUCGGCGCCUUCAGCGCGGUGGCCAAGGGCAUCACGGUGGUGUGCGCGGCCGGCAAUAACGGCCCCAAGCUAGCGUCCGUCGUCAACGACGCUCCGUGGCUGGUCACUGUCGCUGCCAGCUCGGUUGACAGGAGCUUCGUGGCGGAGGUGGAGCUGGGCAACGGCGUCACCGUCGCCGGCGAGGCGAUUAACCAGGUGACCAACGCGAGCGUGAAGCCUUCGUGUCAUCCUAUUCCUAUCCUUUACUCCGAGGAGCGGCGCAACUGCACCUACCAUGGCGAGGACGAACACAGAGUGGCCGGCAAGAUCGUGGUCUGCGAGGCCGUCGACAACCUUCUCCCCUACAACACGUCCGAGAAGUCCAUCCUCCGUGACAUCAAGGACGCUGGCGCGGCCGGCGUUGUGGUGAUCAACACCAAGGCCGACGGCUACACCACCGUCCUCUACGACUACGGCUCCGACGUGGUCCAGGUGACCGCCGCCGCCGGGGCCAAAAUCACCAAGUACGUGACGUCGUCGUCGAGCGCCGCGUCCGCGGUCAGGUUCAGCCACAGGACGUUGCUCGGCGUCCGUCCAUCUCCCACCGUGGCCUCGUUCUCGUCCCGUGGCCCGAGCACCGUCACCCCCGGCGUGCUCAAGCCGGACGUCCUUGCUCCGGGGCUCAACAUCCUCGCAGCGUACCCGCCAAAGACCCCGCUCGGCACCGGUCCUUUCGACGUCAUGUCUGGCACGUCCAUGUCGACGCCGCACGUAAGCGGCGUCGCCGCGCUCAUCAAGAGCGUCCACCCCAACUGGUCGCCGGCGGCCAUCAAGUCGGCAAUGAUGACGACGUCCGACAACGUCGACAGGAGCGGCGGCCCGGUCUUGGACGAGCAGCGCAGGAAGGCCAACGCGUACGCCACCGGCGCCGGCCAUGUGAACCCCGCGAGGGCCACCGACCCCGGCCUGGUGUACGACCUCGGCGCCGCGGAGUACGCCAGCUACAUCUGCGCGCUCCUGGGCGACGCCGCGCUGGCCGUCGUCGCUCGCAACUCGAGCCUGAGCUGCGCGGAGCUGCCCAAGACGCCCGAGGCGGAGCUGAACUACCCGACGAUCAAGGUGCCGCUGCAGGAGGCGCCGUUCACGGUGAACCGGACGGUGACGAACGUGGGGCCGGCGGCGUCGACGUACACGGCGAAGGUGGACGCGCCCAUGUCCCUGGCGGUGCGCGUCUCGCCCGGGACGCUGGUGUUCACCAAGGCCGGGGAGAAGAAGACGUUCAGCGUGACGGUGAGCGGCCACGGCGAUGGCGUGUUGGAAGGCAGCUUGAGCUGGGUGUCUGGACGUCAUGUCGUGCGAAGCACGAUCGUGGCGGCCGGCCGCAGUCGUUGAGACGGUGAAAAAAAAUUGUACACCCCGAUACAAAAACCCUCUUUUACAUCACUUGAAAACAGAUCAAAAUUUACAACUUAAACCUUUAAUAAUUUGUUUUUCUUCUAUUUAUAUGGACCACCAUGUAAUGGAUGUGAGAGACUGUAAAAGAGUUUUUUUAUGCUC
Molecule: messenger RNA, 2499 nt
Organism: Zea mays
Lineage: Eukaryota; Viridiplantae; Streptophyta; Magnoliopsida; Poales; Poaceae
Product: subtilisin-like protease
Exons: 1
Coding region: 73-2334 (753 amino acids)
Biological process (GO): proteolysis
Molecular function (GO): serine-type endopeptidase activity
Source: RefSeq, a predicted model, not a curated record